AUGGCCCGUUUGAAAGUCAAAACUAAGGCUGAUGAUCUUACCAGAGUGCGCAACAACCAGCGGAAUUGUCGUGCGCGCCAAAAGGAGUAUAUUCGCGUAUUAGAACAGAAAGUCCAAUAUUACGAGACUUCGCAAAAGCCUCGAUUUGAUGUUAUGCAGAAAAAGAUAGAUCUCCUCUCGGUCGAAACUCAGCUCCUAAAGUACUUUGUUGAGUCCUUAACGUCUCUGGUAAAUUUGGCGUCCGGUUCGCCUCUCCAACCAUUCCACGAGGCCUAUGGAGCGGGAAUUGGAUCAUAUAACACUGGUUCGCUUCUGUCUUCCGGCGACAGCACCACCCUCGGUUUCAUGCCGAGCGCAACCACCGAACUACCAGCCCCCACGUCCAUAAUGAGAGAUAAUGACUAUCUGCGCGGAGGGGGUUUUAGUUUGUCGGAGACUUGCCUCCCCGAGGGCUCCCUUUCUGAUGAAGUAUUUCCAUAUAUGCCACAGUCAUCUAUGAAUAUGACGGAAGAUCUGGAAUUGCUACACUACCCGCCAGUGGAGACAGAGCCUUACAGUUAUUCGGGCUCGCAGUUCGAGCUGUCAGCUUUGGAAAGUCCCACGAUGGACUGCAAAUCUUACCACUCGGAUCUCGCCUUCCAACCCACCAUCUCUUGUGCGGAGGCUUGCGAGCUCUUGAUCAGCUACGUCCGAAAAAAGCCGGAUUUGAUGAGCCUUCACCUUAAACUCCGAAAUGGGUACAAAACUAGCCUUGUGCAGGGGGAGGGAUGCCGCGUUGACUACCAUCUGUUGCUUACCGUUCUUUCAGAGAGGCCAUGA
This is a messenger RNA of Aspergillus affinis, 819 nucleotides long. Its product is annotated as bZIP transcription factor. The record is from RefSeq and is a predicted model, not a curated record. The transcript is spliced from 3 exons. Lineage: Eukaryota; Fungi; Ascomycota; Eurotiomycetes; Eurotiales; Aspergillaceae. Bases 1 to 819 code for a protein of 272 amino acids. Gene Ontology annotation, molecular function: DNA-binding transcription factor activity. Gene Ontology annotation, biological process: regulation of DNA-templated transcription.